Molecule: messenger RNA, 144 nt
Organism: Racocetra persica
Lineage: Eukaryota; Fungi; Glomeromycota; Glomeromycetes; Diversisporales; Gigasporaceae
Source: the annotation of a GenBank genome assembly
AUCAACAUUAUGAAAUGGAGCUUGAACCGAUAUAUAUUAAAGAAUUUUGCAAGUAUUUAGAUCCGCAAGUAAUAGCAGUUUCGAAUAAUAAACUUAUUGCAGUACAAUCAGCUAAGGACGAAUAUUCAAUUUAUAAAGUUAUCG